AUGUCUGCGGUAACUAUCCAGCCUGAUGUUUUGGAAUUCAAAUCACCAUUCACUGUGCAAUCCACAGAAUACGCUUCCAUCACGAACAAUUCUAAUGAAACAAUUGCUUUCAAAGUGAAGACUACUGCUCCAAAGUUUUAUUGUGUUAGACCAAAUGCUGCCGUCGUGGCUCCAGGCGAAACCGUUCAAGUUCAAAUUAUUUUAUUAGGUUUAUCAGAAGAACCUGCAGCUGACUUCAAAUGCCGUGAUAAAUUCUUAGUUAUAACACUACCAGCUCCAUACGAUUUAGAUGGUAAACCUGUCGCUGAUGUUUGGCCAUCGUUAGAAGCUGAAUUCAAGCAACAAGCUGUCUCCAAGAAGAUGAAAGUUAAAUAUGUAAUUUCUUCAGAACAACCAACCCAACAGCAAGAACAAGAACAACAACAACAAGUACAAGAAGACGAAGUAAAUCAAGAACAAAUAGUGAGCGAACCAAAGGAAAUAGUGGCAGAAAAGAAAGAACCAGUGCAAACUAAACCAAUUGAAAAAGAAAUAAUAAGAGAGGCUAAAGCUGAAGAAUCUCCAAUGGUUAAGGUUGAAACUUCUGAAAAGAAAGCAACUGCUUUUUCUGAAAGUGAAGAUUUAUUAAAUACCAACACAUUAAUCAUAAUUGCUUUGAUCGCUUUGCUAUUGGGGUGGUUUUAUUAUUAA
Molecule: messenger RNA, 690 nt
Organism: Tetrapisispora phaffii CBS 4417
Lineage: Eukaryota; Fungi; Ascomycota; Saccharomycetes; Saccharomycetales; Saccharomycetaceae
Exons: 1
Coding region: 1-690 (229 amino acids)
Biological process (GO): endoplasmic reticulum membrane organization
Cellular component (GO): endoplasmic reticulum membrane; plasma membrane
Molecular function (GO): FFAT motif binding
Source: RefSeq, a predicted model, not a curated record